Aphis gossypii (cotton aphid) is the source of this 874-nucleotide messenger RNA. RefSeq names its product small ubiquitin-related modifier 2-like. Gene Ontology annotation, molecular function: protein tag activity; ubiquitin-like protein ligase binding. Gene Ontology annotation, biological process: protein sumoylation. Lineage: Eukaryota; Metazoa; Arthropoda; Insecta; Hemiptera; Aphididae. The coding region runs from base 391 to 675 and encodes 94 amino acids. Gene Ontology annotation, cellular component: nucleus. The record is from RefSeq and is a predicted model, not a curated record. The transcript is spliced from 3 exons.
CAGUCCAUAUCGUCAUAGUUCAUGGUUCCAAGAGGCUGGUCGGCGGUCGCCAUUUUUUUUUUUAUUGCCGCAGUCACUAACAGCGACAUUUUUUUACCCACCACGUUAUUUUUCACUCAUCGCUAGUACAUUAUAAUAUAAAACUAUAUUAUCUUAGUCCGUGUUGUUGACUGUUGUUUGCCUGUGGCGGUAGCGUUUGUCUCAGGCGUGUGAGUGACGCUGUACAUUAUUCUUUCCGGUUUGCCGAACCAACCUAACCUUAUUCGUUUCGAAUAUUGUUGACGGCAUUUUCAUCGCGAAAUUACAUUUCACUGUCGCCGCGUUUUCCUCGUCACAGACAUCACAUUGUUCUUCUGAUUAACAAGUACCGUAUUAUAACACACAGAAAAAAUGGCAGGAAACAAAGGAGAUGCCCCCGAACACAUUAAUCUUAAAGUUCUUAGUCCAGACAACAAUGUCAUUAACUUCAAGAUGAGAAUCCAUACUCCGUUUAAGAAAUUAAUGAACGCAUACUGUGGGAGAACUGGUAUGGAUAAGACCACUACAAGAUUCCGCUAUGAUGGAGAAAGGUUCAAUGAAACCGACACCCCGUAUUCAACUAGGAUGAAAGAAGGGGAUACAAUUGAAGUCUACCUAGAACAAACUGGUGGUUGCUUUUAUUUUAACGAUUAUUAACUACUUACAUUUUAUAAAUAAGUUAAAAUUUUAUUUAUAAAUCAACAUUUUAUGUAUAUCAUAUUAGUUUUUGAAACCUUAAUACUAAACAUUGUCUUUUUAUCUAUUCUGGCCAUAUUAAUAACAUUUUUAAAAAUGCAAAAUAUAAUUAUAAUUAUAAUCAACUUGAACAAUAUCAAGAAUUUAACUACAUUAAACA